AAGUAACGUCUCUUUGUGCCAAUUACAUUGCAGUUCUAAACGCGUUGUUCAAAAAAAUUUGGUACUGCUUUUGAUUUUUUUUAAACUGUAGUAGUAAUCUUUUGGUCAAUGUAAGCAAAUCAUUUCAACAUUUUAUACGAUUUUUCCACCAAUAUUUCCUCUUUCACUUAUUAUGAUGUUCUAUGAUUAUCGAAGCUGACCAUGUCUGACAUUUCUUUAAGGCUUAAAUGCCGUUCGGGCACGUUCCCGAUUAAAAUAUCGCCGAAUUGCGAUCUAACCGAUUUAAAGGAGCAGUUGUCAGUGCUGAGUGAUAUACCUUCGAAUAGCAUAAAAUUGUUGUUUGGCUUUCCACCAAAACCUAUAUUGCAAUUCGACGGCUCGGUGGCAGACGCAGGAAUUAAGUCUGGUGAUACGAUAAUAGCCGAAGUGGACACCAGCAGCUCAGGAGUCAAGGAAACUAAAAUUCAAACCGAAAACGCAAUUCUAAAGCAUGUUAUUGAACAAGAAGUCGGCGAUGGAUUACCGCUUAUUUUGCGUAAAGUAGUGCCUGCCGACAACUCGUGUUUGUUCACUAGUAUGGGAUUUGUAUUGGGAGGAAAAAUAGAUUUAGGCAGUGGUAGUUAUAUGCGUGAAAUUAUAGCCAACGCCGUCAAGGACGACCAAGUAGAGUUUAGUGAAGCUGUUUUGGGAAAGCCUAAUGAAGAUUACUGCAAAUGGAUACGAAAUCCUGAUUCGUGGGGCGGUGCAAUCGAAGUGUCGAUAUUAUCAAAUUUUUACGGUGUCGAAAUAGCUGUGAUAGAUACACAAAGCGGAUCAAUUAGUAAAUUUGGCGAAGACAAAGAAUAUCCGCACCGCGUAUUUCUAAUUUAUGACGGCAUACAUUACGAUCCCUUGUACUUGGAAUCGCCAUUUGGCGCUGGUGAAAUACAGACUUUAUUCCCGAAAAAUGAUGAUCGGAUGUUAGAAGCGGCCCAGUUGCUGGCUAAUGAAGCCAAGUCUAGUAGACAAUAUACAGACGUUAAUCGAUUUACUCUGAAAUGCCUAGACUGCGGUUGCAUAAUGAUUGGUCAAACGCAAGCACAAGAACACGCUAAACAGACUGCUCACACCAACUUUAAUGAAUAUUAAUGUUUAUAACCAAAUUGUGGCGUUUCUCUUUUAUUUUUAUUAUCGCAUUAUAAUUAAUGGCGGGUGCCAUUUUAUUUAAUGAAUUCUAGAAGUAUUUCAAAUACACUAAAAAAUAUAAAUGAAUAACAAUUAAAACUAAAUAUUAAUUAAUGGAAAUAAAAUAAACACUACCAAAAAGAAAAAAAUUGAAUUCAAUUUAUCAUUGUUAAUAGUAGUUAAUAUUAACUUACAAGUUAUUACAUUUAUAAUUGAAAUAUCUAAAACUGAGUUACGAUUAAAAUUUGUAUCAAAAUAGCAAUACAUAAAAACAUUUUAUAAGCAAUUUUUUUUACCGCUUUUCAGGUGUUAUAACAUUUAACUAUCAUUAAUUAUUCAGAUUAAAAUUGGAGAAUGGGAUUUUGUGUUCUAGUUAUGUUUUAGUAAAAAUAAUUUAAAAUAAAAAAAAUGCAAUAUAUUAAUUUCACUAGUUUCAUUGUGUUUGUUUAUUUUUAGUGGGUAAUUUUUCAAAAAAGAUUGUUACAUUAAUAUUAAAUACAAUUUUUUUUUCUAUAAUUUAUAAUUUAAACCUUUGACCAAAAGGUGUGAAAGCAACACUUUCAUCGAAAAGAAUUGUUUACAUUUUUAUAAUAAUCAAAUUUAUCCGUCUGUAUAAUGGAUAACGUAAAAGCAAUAAUACUAGUCCCACUGAAUCUUUUUUACGACUAAGUAUUUUAUGUAAGCAAUAAAUCAUUUCUUGUCAAUCAAAAAAGGUUGCAAGAAUAACAAUCCAUUUUUUUAAUAAUCUGUGAAA
This is a messenger RNA of Adelges cooleyi (spruce gall adelgid), 1918 nucleotides long. RefSeq names its product ubiquitin thioesterase OTU1 (gene Yod1). Gene Ontology annotation, cellular component: cytosol; nucleus. The record is from RefSeq and is a predicted model, not a curated record. The coding region runs from base 202 to 1128 and encodes 308 amino acids. Gene Ontology annotation, biological process: endoplasmic reticulum unfolded protein response; protein deubiquitination. The transcript has 3 exons. Gene Ontology annotation, molecular function: cysteine-type deubiquitinase activity; protein binding. NCBI's taxonomy places the organism in Eukaryota, Metazoa, Arthropoda, Insecta, Hemiptera, Adelgidae.